AUGCUCUUUGUGCCGUUGUUUGUUUCGUACCUGCUGGCUGCUCCGUUGGGCGCCUUUGCGUCUCCUUUGGUGGAGUCGCGCGCGAAUGGGAUUGAUCAGACGACCUAUGACAAUCUUGUGCGGUACACCAAGUAUUCCUCUGCUGUGUACCAGUGGUUAUGCCCAAAACCUCUUGGGAACAAGCUUAUCGACCAGUUUGAUGUUUCUGGUACGCAAGGCUUUGUUGCGCGAGACGACUCCAGGAAGGAGAUCGUCAUCGCUUUCCGAGGGACCGGAGAACUCAAAGACGCCUUCGUCGACCUCCAAAUCAUAAUGAAACCCCUGCAAAUAACCGGCCUCACAACGUCCGUCAGCGGCGCGCAAGCACACACAGGCUUCCAGUACGCAUACAACGUCGCGGCGUCGACGGUGCUCAAAACCGUCAAAGCGCAGGCUGCAGCGUAUCCGACGUAUACGAUCGUUGUGACGGGCCAUUCGCUUGGAGGCGCUGUUGCGGCGCUUGCGGCGGUUUCGAUCAAGGCGGCUGUUAAUCCUAAGGCGGGGUUGAAGUUGUAUACUUAUGGUCAACCGAGGACUGGGAAUGCAGCGUUUGCAACUUAUGUGGAGAACACGAUUGGUGUUAACAAUAUCUUCCGCGCUGUACACACCUACGAUGGUGUACCGACUAUCUUGUUCAAGGAGCUUGGGUAUCGUCACUUUGCUACUGAGUACUGGCAAUACCAGGAAUCUCCUAGCCCGGCGAACGUGAAGAAGUGCAGUGGAGGUGACGAUCCGAGCUGCAGUGACUCUAUCCCUUCUACGUUUAUCAAUCCGGCGCAUAUUGUGUAUUUCGGGCAGGCUAUGGCGCUUAACCCGCUGCUGUGCAUUUGA
Messenger RNA from Psilocybe cubensis, 870 nucleotides. RefSeq lists its product as uncharacterized. The transcript is spliced from 7 exons. Gene Ontology annotation, biological process: lipid metabolic process. The coding region runs from base 1 to 870 and encodes 289 amino acids. The record is from RefSeq and is a predicted model, not a curated record. NCBI's taxonomy places the organism in Eukaryota, Fungi, Basidiomycota, Agaricomycetes, Agaricales, Agrocybaceae.